GAUCCCGAAAGCAUGGGAGGCUCCGGUCGUGUUUCUCCUGAAGCUCACCAUUCCCCAACCCGCACCUUCCGAAUGGAGCAGAUUCUUUACCUCAGCCAAUAUUUCCCUGUGUCCCAUUGCUCUUCUCUAUGCCUGUAACUCAUUCAUGUCUUUUAACCAUCCCAUUGCUUUCCUCUUACCGAAUACGCAUUUACCUCUUUGGUUCGUAGUACUCUUAGCAAGCUCCUCUCUUGCAAUUCUGCACUUCGUCACCGAAACCGAGCCCCCGAAAACUGAGAAAGUCCCUGUUGUGCUUGCAGCAUUUGUUAUGAGUGUAUUUUGGAUUUCGACCACCGCAGGUGAACUUCUGAACUGUCUUGCAGCUCUUGGAGUGCUUCUCAAACUCCCAGCAGCUCUACUUGGGCUUACUGUGCUUGCAUGGGGAAACUCAGUUGGGGAUCUUGUGGCUGAUGUUGCUCUUGCAAAAGCAGGCCAGCCCUUGCUGGCUAUGGCUGGAUGCUUUGCAGGACCGAUGUUUAACAUGCUUGUCGGGCUCGGAACGGCAUUGGUUAUACAAACAGCUAACAAUUAUCCAGAGGCCUAUCAGCUUCAAUUCCAUAUCGGAAUCGUGAUUGCGUUCGUGUUCCUACUUUUCAGCCUGAUGGGUUCCUUGCUUGUAGUUAUUUGGUGCAGAUUUCGGGUGCCUCGGUUUUGGGGAUUCUGCCUUGUUGUGCUCUACAUUGUUUUCAUGGCUACCAGUUUACUGAUGGCUGAGUAUUCUCCAUGAUUAAACACCCUUCUAGACUGAACCAUAAGACCAAGAAACUCCAUGUAUGCCAAUGAAGCAGCGUUCGGGCAGCGACCGAGAAUGGUAGAGUAGGCGGUUUAACCGUGUAGCCUAGGCAUGAAGCGGUCUUUGCUCAACAGCCUCAAGCCACUUCUAGCAAGCAAAUGUAAAUAUUUCAAUUCCUACCGAGUUUCAUUAACGUAUAGCAGAACAAGAUUGGUGUUCUGCCUGUGGCGUCUGGUUCUGUUGCAGCGAAGGUAUGGUUACCCGAAGGGAUGUUCGUAAAUUUGGUUGCUCGAACGGGCGUUUUAUUUAGGGUCCAUUUGUUGUUUACUUCCUAUAAAUGUACUAAAGUUUUGAUAUCAUGAGUUGAAGGGAAGGUACCCCAAGCAUCCGUUUAAGCUUGCAAACUGGUUGCUAUCUUACAAUGAUGUUAAACUUGGGAGAUU
Molecule: messenger RNA, 1215 nt
Organism: Cucurbita pepo subsp. pepo (vegetable marrow)
Lineage: Eukaryota; Viridiplantae; Streptophyta; Magnoliopsida; Cucurbitales; Cucurbitaceae
Source: RefSeq, a predicted model, not a curated record